AUGGUUCUUACGGAGGAAGAGCAGAAAGAACUGCUUCGCCUACAGGAGAAGGCGAAGGAAGGUGUGAAACAGUCAGCAGGCAGCUCACAAAGGUCAGCUGGUGGAAUGACGGAUGCUUCGAAACGCAGGCUUGAUGACAAGCCACAGGCAGAAGAGUUUGAGCUGGUGGCACCGUUUGAUGAGGAGCUUGGCUACUACAACCUGUAUGACACCCAAAAUACAGGAAUUGCGUUGCCAAAAGAUUGCGAGGCAGCAACACAAUGGGGAUCUACCAAGAUGGUAAUGGAGAAGUACAAGGCAGAAGGGUUGAGCUAUGAGAAGCUCGUGCUACGAGCGGUACAUGGAGACAAGGAAGCCGACCGCUACUGCCGAUUCAUCAUGAACAAAUAUGGAGAUUCCACUAUGGCUACGCAAGGGCCGGAUUUCGCCAGGUUCUUGCUGCGGGUGAAGUUUGACCAGCAGAAGCGUGUGGAAG
Molecule: messenger RNA, 475 nt
Organism: Durusdinium trenchii
Lineage: Eukaryota; Dinophyceae; Suessiales; Symbiodiniaceae
Source: the annotation of a GenBank genome assembly